Molecule: messenger RNA, 1536 nt
Organism: Anopheles maculipalpis
Lineage: Eukaryota; Metazoa; Arthropoda; Insecta; Diptera; Culicidae
Product: spliceosome-associated protein CWC27 homolog
Exons: 2
Coding region: 1-1506 (501 amino acids)
Biological process (GO): protein peptidyl-prolyl isomerization; protein folding
Cellular component (GO): catalytic step 2 spliceosome
Molecular function (GO): peptidyl-prolyl cis-trans isomerase activity
Source: RefSeq, a predicted model, not a curated record
AUGAGUAACAUUUACAUUCAGGAACCACCCACAGCGGGGAAGGUGCUGCUGAAAACAUCCGUAGGUGAUAUCGACAUUGAGCUUUGGUCGAAGGAAUGUCCGAUGGCUUGUCGGAACUUUAUUCAGCUGUGUCUAGAAGGCUACUACAACGGGACGAUAUUCCAUCGUGUCGUGAAAGGCUUCAUCGUACAGGGCGGUGAUCCGAACGGCGAUGGCACAGGAGGCGAAUCGGUGUAUGAACACCCGUUCAAGGAUGAGUUCCACUCCCGGCUGCGCUACGUUCGCCGAGGGCUGGUUGGUAUGGCGAACUCUGGUAAAAACGAUAACGCUUCGCAGUUCUUCUUCACCUUGGGACCCACGCCGGAACUGCAGAAUCAGAACACACUCUUUGGCAAAGUGGUAGGCGAUACGAUAUACAACAUGCUAAAGCUGGAAGAAGGCGAAGUGUAUGAAAACGAACGACCUCACUUUGCCCAUCGCAUCAUACGCACGGAUGUGCUUAAUAAUCCGUUCGAUGAUAUUGUUCCGAGGCGAUUGGCCGUCGCCGGCGAUAAAUCGAGGGAGGAAGGCGAAAGCUCUAAAAAGAAGAAAAAAGGAGUCAAAAACUUUGGUCUGCUAUCGUUUGGCGAUGAGGCGGAAGAGGAAGAGCUGGAAGCUAAUGUGUUCGUACAGAAGAAUGGCCCCGGGCGUGGAAAGUCCUCACACGAUGUGCUAGAUGAUCCGAAGCUUAGCAAGCAAACGAGCAUUUCUUCUGCUGAAGAAUCGAAAAAGCGGCAGCGUUCCCCCGACAGUCGAGACCAUUCUUCGGCUGACGAAGAAGAGCUAAGCUCCAGCUAUGGCCGUUCAAAAGCGACACAAGCUGAACAAGACGACUUGAACAAUGUGCGAGAAAAGCUGAAGCGUAAAGCGGACGACAAACGUAAUGAAAAAUCGGUCCCGGUUCCGGAUGCAAACGAAUCUGACUCCGAUUCCGAUUACGAGUUAGAUGGUGACAGGAAGAAGGAAAAGCGCGAACAGGCGGAAAAGAUUCGGCAAGAAAUCAGCCAGCUGAAGCGUGACUUUCACUCGAGUAAACGAUCCAAGGACAAAUGGAAGGAAAGAGAACAGCUAAAGGCAUCCAAAAAGACGUCCCGUAAUGAGGUGAUGAACGAGGUGCUAAAGGUGCAGGAAGAAUACUCGCAGAAGACUAAGCAGCUGCCUAAAAAGGGUAGUUCCCGGGAGAAUUUUACGAUGGAGCUGUUGCAAAAGUUUAAAUCGAAGCUUUAUUCCGCUCACGAACGGGACGAGGUACCGACUGGAACGACUACCGAAGCCGACGAAGAGGAGGACAUUCGGGGAGACAAUUGGCUUGCUCACCGGUUGGAAUUUGAAAAGAAGGAUCCCAUCCUAGCGAAAGAUGCAGCCACAAAGGACGACGACUGGUACGACGUGUACGAUCCGCGCAAUCCGCUCAACAAGCGCAAGCGGGGCGAGAAAAUUGAUCGUUCGCAGAAGCCACGCAAAUAAAACGGACCAAUUGGCGUGUACGGAGAAAAA